AUGGGAAAGCAAAAAACUCAUAUCAAUAUCAUUGUCAUGAGACACAUGAAUGUGGGCAAGUCUACCACUACCGGCUGUCUGAUCUACAAAUGUCAUAGCAAUGACAAAAGAACCAUUGGAAAGUUUGAGAAGGAGGCUGCUGAGAUGGGGCAGGGUUCCUUCAAGUACGCCUGGGUCUUAGAUCAAAUGAAAGCUGAGCAUGAGGGUGAUAUCACCCUUGACAACUAUCGCCCUGUGACUCUCACUGAUGCUCUGAUACACAGAGAAUUUAACAAAAAUAUGAUUACAGGCACAUCUCAGGCUGAUUAUGCUGUCCUGUUUGUUGCUGCUGGUGUUGGUAAAUUGGAACUUGGUAUCUUCAAGAACAGGAAAACCCGUAAGAAUGCCCUUCAGGCUGUGAAACAACUAAUUGUUGGUGUUAACAAACUGGACUCCACUGAACCAGUCUACAGCAAGAAGAGAUAUAAGGAAAUUGUUAAGGAAGUCAGCACCUACAUGAAGAAAAAUGGCUACAAUCCUGACACAGUAGCUUUUGUGCCAAUUUCUGGUUGGAAUGGUGACAACAUGCUGAACCCAAGAGCUAACAUGCUUUGGUUCAAGGGAUGAAAGGUCACUCAUAAAGAUGACAAUGACAGUAGAACCACACUGCUUGAAGCUUUGGAUUGCAUCCUACCACCCACUUGCCCAACUGACAAGCCUCUGUGGCUGCCCCUCCAGGAUAUCUACAAAAUUGGUGGUAUCAGUACCAUCCCUGUGGGGCAAGUGGAGACUGGAGUUCUCAAAUCUGGCAUGGUGGUCACCUUCCCAUCAGUAAAUGUUACAACUGAAGUAAGGUUUGUUGAAAUGUACCAUGAGGCUUCCAGUGAAGCUCUUCCUGGUGACAAUGUGGGCUUCAAUGUCAAGAAUGUGUCUGUCAAUGUUCAACAUGGCAACAUUGCUGGUGACAGCAAAAAUGACCCACCAGUGGAAGCAGCUGGUUUCACUGCUCAGGUGAUUAUGCUGAACCAGCCAGGCCAGAUCAGUGUUGACUGUGUACCUGAACUGGGUUGCCACACAGCACACAUAACUUGCAAGUUUGUUGAGCUGAAACAAAAUAUUGAUCAUCAGUCAGGUAAGAAGCUAGAAGAUGGCCCCAAAUUAUUGAAAUCUGGUGAUGCUGCCAUCAAUGACAAGGUUUCGAGCAAGCCCACGUGUGUCAGCAGCUUCUCUGACUAUCCACGUUGGGAUCAUUUUGUCAUUCAAGAUUUGAGCCAGACAGUUGCUGUGGGUGUCAUCAAAGCAGUGGAGAAGAAGGCUGCUAGAGCAAGCAAGGUCAUCAAGUCUUCCCAGAAAGCUUAGGAAGCUAAAUGA
Fukomys damarensis (Damara mole-rat) is the source of this 1350-nucleotide messenger RNA. RefSeq names its product elongation factor 1-alpha 1-like. Gene Ontology annotation, molecular function: GTPase activity; translation elongation factor activity; GTP binding. The record is from RefSeq and is a predicted model, not a curated record. NCBI's taxonomy places the organism in Eukaryota, Metazoa, Chordata, Mammalia, Rodentia, Bathyergidae. Gene Ontology annotation, biological process: translation; translational elongation.